AUGUCGUCGCCCACCGCCCCAGAGCCUGACGCACCUACAGUCGAGGCGAGUACCGCAGACGUCGAUGCAGACGUUGACAUGGGCGACGGCACUACACAACAAGCCAACACGUCAGCCACCGCGAACGGUGUUGCAUCCUCGAAUCCAGAUCAAGACAUGGCAGACGCCGCGCCCCAGCCAACCACUACUACACAGCAGAAUCGCAAAGAUGCGACACUGCGGGAGUUCAUGAGCAAGAUGGAUGACUAUGCGCCGAUUAUACCGGACGCAGUAACAGCGCACUACCUCACCCUCGCCGGCCUUCCUCCACCCUCCCCCAGCGAUCCAACUGGCGCGACCACCAACACAACCCCGCUGCCCCUCGCACGCCUCCUCGGCCUCGCGACUCAGAAAUUCAUCGCCGACAUCGCUGCCGACGCCUACCAAUACAGCCGCAUUCGCGCAGGCGGCACGUCCAAUAGUCUUGCUACAGCCGCGAUGGGUAGCGGUGCGCCUGCGGGAGGUGCAGGUGGUGGCGCGGGCACAGGAGGAGGUGCUGGUGGCGGGAAGGGGGGCCAGAGUACGGGAUUGGGUGUGCAGAGGGCUGGCUUCGGUGGAGGAGGGGCGGGAGGGACGAAAGCGGUGUUGACGAUGGAGGAUUUGGGGAUGGCGGUGCAGGAGUAUGGGGUUAAUGUCAAGAGGAGUGAGUUCUAUCGGUGA
This is a messenger RNA of Cyphellophora attinorum, 699 nucleotides long. Its product is annotated as Transcription initiation factor TFIID subunit 10. The record is from RefSeq and is a predicted model, not a curated record. Gene Ontology annotation, biological process: transcription initiation at RNA polymerase II promoter. The transcript has 2 exons. Gene Ontology annotation, cellular component: SAGA complex; nucleus; transcription factor TFIID complex. Bases 1 to 699 code for a protein of 232 amino acids. NCBI's taxonomy places the organism in Eukaryota, Fungi, Ascomycota, Eurotiomycetes, Chaetothyriales, Cyphellophoraceae. Gene Ontology annotation, molecular function: promoter-specific chromatin binding; RNA polymerase II general transcription initiation factor activity.